Messenger RNA from Propithecus coquereli (Coquerel's sifaka), 1722 nucleotides. RefSeq names its product t-complex 11, testis-specific (gene TCP11). The transcript is spliced from 9 exons. Gene Ontology annotation, biological process: regulation of sperm capacitation. The record is from RefSeq and is a predicted model, not a curated record. Gene Ontology annotation, cellular component: sperm flagellum; acrosomal vesicle. The coding region runs from base 11 to 1522 and encodes 503 amino acids. Lineage: Eukaryota; Metazoa; Chordata; Mammalia; Primates; Indriidae.
CACCAGCAAAAUGCCGGACGUCAUGGAGAAUGUGUCCCCGAAGGACCCUGGCGACGCAGAGAGCGGGCCCUGCAAGGCUGAGACGUCAGAACCGACUCAGGAAGACAAGAGCGGCCCCGAGGACGCCCCUGCCUUUCUUUCUGUCACAGUUCUCACAGAGACAGUUAAUGAAGUUUCCGAGCUGAGCAACAAGAUGGGGAUGAAUCACGAUUACCACAUGGAAGAGGAGAUUGUACCUCCAAGCAGUCUGGAAGGCAAGGUCAAGGAGACAAUGCACAAUGCCUUUUGGGACCAUCUUAAAGAGCAACUAUCAGCAGUUCCCCCUGACUUCAGCUGUGCUCUUGAACUUCUGAAAGAAAUUAAAGAGAUCUUGCUGUCACUGCUGUUACCACGCCAGAACCGCCUAAGAACUGAGAUCGAAGAAGCUCUGGACAUGGACUUCCUCAAGCAGAAAGCAGAACAUGGGGCUCUGGAUGUCCCUUACCUCUCUAAGUACAUUCUCAACAUGAUGACUUUGCUGUGUGCACCAAUUCGAGACGAAGCAGUGCAGAAACUAGAACACGUUACAGACCCUGCUCAGUUACUGAGAGGGAUCUUCCAGGUUCUGGGCCUCAUGAAAAUGGACAUGGUGAACUACACUAUCCAGAGCCUUCAACCCCACCUGCAGGAACAUUCCAUCCAGUAUGAACGGGCCAAAUUCCAGGAACAGCUCAAUGAGCAGCCUAGCCUUCUCAAUCACACCACCAAAUGGCUGACCAAAGCAGCAGCAGACCUCACCGCGCCACCUCCAACUUGUCCUGACAUGCCUGACUCCCCCAGUGUGGCCGGCCCCUCUCCAAAUGAAGCAGCCAACAACCCAGAGCCCCUCAGCCCGUCAAUGGUGCUGUCCCAGGGCUUCCUGAACCUCCUUCUCUGGGACCCUGAAAAUGAAGAGUUCCCUGAGACCCUGCUGAUGGACAGAACCCGGCUGCAGGAGCUGGAGUCCCAGUUGCACCAGUUAACUGUCCUGGCCUCAGUCUUGCUAGUGGCCGGUAGUUUCUCUGGCAGUGUUUUAUUUGGCUCACCCCAGUUUGUGGAUAAACUGAAACGCAUAACCAAAUCACCGUUGGAAGACUUUAACUCCAGGCCUGAGGAGGCUAUGCUGACUGUGAGUGAACAGGUAUCUCAGGAAAUCCAUCAAAGCCUCAAGAAUAUGGGCCUUGCUGCUCUGAGCAGUGACAAUGCAGCAUCUUUGACAGGACAGCUCCAGAACAUUGCCAAGAAGGAGAACUGUGUCCGCGGUGUCAUUGAUCAGCGGAUCCAUUUGUUUCUCAAAUGCUGUUUGGUUCUUGGUGUGCAGAGGUCUCUGUUAGACCUCCCUGGAGGCCUUACUCUCAUUGAGGCAGAGCUGGCGGAACUGGGCCAAAAAUUUGUGAACUUGACUUAUCACAAUCAGCAGGUGUUUGGCCCCUACUACACUGAGAUCCUAAAAACCCUCACUUCCCCAGCCCAGGCACUGGAAACAAAAGUGGAGUCUCUCUGAUAGCACUGGCUCAGAGCCCUGGCACCUUGGACCCAGGAGAGAGGCCCAUCAUCUUCCUGGGGUAACAUCACCACUGACCAGCAGAAAAAUGAAUCCCCACACCAACCUCCCAACGGCCAGUACACCAGGGAUGUAGGGAUCAAGAUGUAAACACCAACUGGCCCACACCCAUUCACUAAUAAACUUCUGAAUUGCAAGAA